Molecule: messenger RNA, 1396 nt
Organism: Arvicanthis niloticus (Nile rat)
Lineage: Eukaryota; Metazoa; Chordata; Mammalia; Rodentia; Muridae
Source: RefSeq, a predicted model, not a curated record
CGUGGGGCGCGAGCUCGCAACCGGAGCUGUCCCCGGGACUUAGUGCUGAAAUAGGCGCUGACGAACCAGGAGCCUGGUGCGGUGGUCAGAGAAGACCAUGGCAUUUAUGGUGAAGUCCAUGGUGGGUGGCCAGCUGAAGAACCUCACCGGGAGCCUGGGGGGCGGCGAGGACAAGGGGGAUGGAGAGAAGUCUGCAGCGGAAGCACAGGGCAUGAGCCGAGAAGAGUACGAGGAGUAUCAGAAGCAACUGGUGGAGGAGAAGAUGGAGCGAGAUGCACAGUUUACACAGAGGAAGGCAGAACGGGCCACACUGCGGAGUCACUUCAGAGACAAAUACCGUCUGCCCAAGAACGAGACAGAUGAAAGCCAGAUCCAGCUGGCAGGCGGAGAUGUGGAGCUGCCUCGGGAGUUAGCCAAGAUGAUUGAGGAGGACACAGAAGAAGAGGAAGAUAAGGCCUCUGUGCUCGGGCAGUUGGCCAGCCUCCCUGGCCUGGACAUCAGCUCACUCAAGGACAAGGCCCAGACUACACUAGGGGACCUCAAGCAAUCAGCUGAGAAGUGCCAUAUCAUGUGACCACUUCCCCUGGGUUUGCUUCUAGGAUGGCCAGAGGGCUGGUCCACAUGAGAGCUAAGAGAGUGAGUGUCUCAACUUCCAGAUACCUCUCUGCUUUCCCUGCCCCAACCUAGCCUCAGAGCCUUCUCAUCCAUGUCCUGCUCUAACUCUGAUCUCUCUCUCUCUCUCUUUUUAUUGCCAGCAAAGUUUCCAUUCUUCCCUCUCUCCCUCUGCUGCCUGGAAAGUUUCCCAAGUCGAUAGAAUUAGCCCAACCCCCCUGGGUACAGGCCCCUGUUCUUCACACAAGAGCACUCACAGAAGGACACAGAAGCCCCGGAUCAUUUGCCACAGAUGCAUCCUGGCACACACAGACACACGUUUCCCUGGGUUCCCAGCCCUUCCAGAUACCAGCACCCAGAUGCUCUUCGGAGAGCCUCUGGGCACACAGACGACCUGUUCUCGUCCCUACCUUUAUGAUCCUAGAAGCGUUUGUUCUUUCUGGGCUUUAUCUCAUCAUCUGUAAAUGGGAAUGGCCUGAGUGAUUUCCAAAACUCUUUCCCGAUUGGUGUUCCUGGCCACUCAGAACAGAGCCCAGAUCCCUUCUUGGGCAGGGCAGCAGCUGCAGUCCCAGCCCCACACAGCUGCCACUGUGGGUUCUGGGAGCUGAGCAAUGCUGUGUGAGGGGCAGAGUGCCAGAGAUGGAGCUGGCAUUGAACAGCGGCUCCAGACCUCCUCUGGGCCCAGGAUUGAGCCAAAUUUUGUUCUGUUCCUGUAGAAUUCUCUGGAUUCCAUAGUUGGAAUUUCCUCUUCCCGUUUAGUGAACAAUAAAAAUUCCAAAUGACA